Molecule: messenger RNA, 936 nt
Organism: Penicillium verhagenii
Lineage: Eukaryota; Fungi; Ascomycota; Eurotiomycetes; Eurotiales; Aspergillaceae
Product: IST3 family RNA-binding protein
Exons: 2
Coding region: 1-936 (311 amino acids)
Biological process (GO): mRNA splicing, via spliceosome
Cellular component (GO): catalytic step 2 spliceosome; U2 snRNP; precatalytic spliceosome
Molecular function (GO): RNA binding
Source: RefSeq, a predicted model, not a curated record
AUGAACUCAAUCCGCCAGGUGCAGGCGCUCAAUAAGCGUGAGCUGGAAAAUGCUAUACCACCUGAGGCCUCAUGGCAUGCGGACUACCGUGACACAGCGUAUAUCUACAUCGGCGGACUUCCCUUCGAUAUGACAGAGGGCGAUAUCAUCACAAUCUUCUCUCAGUACGGAGAGCCGGUUUUUGUCAAGCUGAUCCGCGACAAGGAAACGGGCAAGAGCAAAGGCUUUGCGUUUCUCAAAUAUGAAGAUCAGCGCAGCACUGAUCUUGCGGUGGACAACCUGGGCGGUGCAACGGUUCUAGGCCGUAUGCUGCGAGUCGAUCAUACCCGAUACAAGCGACGCGAAGACGAGGAAGAAGAGGAUAACGUCGCAAAGCUGAUGGGUGAUGCGACAGUCAGUGAGAAUAAGCCUAGCGACCAACAUGCAGUAUCUGGCAAGACAGAGCGCGAGGAGAAACGGCCCUUACUAAAGGAAGAGAGGGAAUUGCAGGAGAUGAUUUUGAACCAUGACGACGAAGAUCCAAUGAAGGAGUUCCUUAUUGAAGAAAAGAAGGAAGAGGUUGCACGUGCAAUCGAGAGAUACAGCAACAGUGAGAAAAAGUCAUCCCGACGCCGGGACGAUAGCAGAGAGCGGUCAAGUCGGCACAGUCGUCGGCACCGUUCUCGCGAGCGCGAGCGAAGACACCGAGACGAUCGUUCUCCUGGUCGAGAGAGGACCACCCGGCGGCGCUCGACAGAUCGUGAAAGAAGAUCCCAAAGAGACCGAACCCCGGUUGGUUCUCGCGAUCGCGAUCACGAUGAUCGCUCGCCCGCUUAUGAGAGAAGACCGAGGCGUCGGUCACAAGAUAGGUCUAGGAGAGAACGGACGCCAGUGAGAUCACGUUCGCCAGAGUCACGGAGAUACCGAAGUGACCGACACCGAGACCAUCGUCGCUGA